UAUAGAUAGUAUCUAUAUCCGUGGUUGAUAGCAAUGCAAUCCGAACGAGAACGAAAUUGAACGAAUGAACGACUUUUUAUUAUUUCACRAUCCGGAUUGUUCGUUCACAGCUUUGAGCCGUUCAUUUUGAUUUUUGAUCCGUUCGUUCGCGUACGACACAUCUCUAAUGUCGAGCAGUCGUUUUACGCCAAGAGGUUUUCCCAGAGUUCCGCUUCAGAAUGGCAUUGGGCGUUAUAUUUGUCAAUUGAAAAGAAUCACAUUAAGAUUUUGUAAGAGCAGUGGAUCUAGUCGUGGAGUCCGUGAUUUCAUCGAAACAGAUCUAAUAAGUUUUGCACAAGAUCACCCAGGCACAGCUUUAUACUUGAAACCUCGCCGUCAUAAGUCACCUUCAUUUGUUGCUGAAUAUUUGAAUGGUGAACGCGAAGUAAUCUCUUGUCACAAUUUCACUGCACAACAAACGAUCAAGUGGUUAAAUUUAUACACCACCCGAUCUGGUAUACCACUUAUGAGGUAUGUAAAAAUGUGGCAUACAGAAUGCCCUUCUAUUCAAGGAGUCUGGAGUCCUUUUACAAACAAAGAUCCUGYAUUAAACAUUACACAGUUUCCAUCUGAGAUUUUAUCUAAGCCUGUAUGGGAAGAAAAAUCAGCAACAGAAGAGCUAAUAGAAAUGAUAAAGAAACAAAAAAUCAGUGAUGAAAAUGAUGACAAUACACAGAAAGUUCAAUCAGCUCAAGUAUAAA
This is a messenger RNA of Diuraphis noxia (Russian wheat aphid), 740 nucleotides long. It is a transcript of the gene mRpL43, whose product is annotated as mitochondrial ribosomal protein L43. Gene Ontology annotation, biological process: mitochondrial translation. Lineage: Eukaryota; Metazoa; Arthropoda; Insecta; Hemiptera; Aphididae. Gene Ontology annotation, cellular component: mitochondrial large ribosomal subunit. The record is from RefSeq and is a predicted model, not a curated record. Gene Ontology annotation, molecular function: structural constituent of ribosome.